Messenger RNA from Hemibagrus wyckioides, 4847 nucleotides. RefSeq names its product mitochondrial ribosome recycling factor (gene mrrf). Gene Ontology annotation, molecular function: ribosomal large subunit binding. Gene Ontology annotation, cellular component: mitochondrion. Gene Ontology annotation, biological process: translation. The transcript has 7 exons. The record is from RefSeq and is a predicted model, not a curated record. NCBI's taxonomy places the organism in Eukaryota, Metazoa, Chordata, Actinopteri, Siluriformes, Bagridae. The coding region runs from base 91 to 861 and encodes 256 amino acids.
CAACUUUUGAUGACGUAUCACACACCGUGCUGCAUCGGAUUGACCUCCCGUGCUUGAAGUAAGGCACGCUGGAAAAGCUGCGCGUGAGACAUGGCGUCUAGUCGUCUGGGCCUCCUGCGUCCAUGGCUCUGCUCCAUCAGAAGGCCUGUUGUGAGCAGCGCAGCACGAAUGCCUCCUCUCACUCAACAUCUCUGCCCCCAUGUUGUCGUCUCCACGCCUGGCUACGCCCGCCAUUACGCUACCAAGAAAAGUAAAGCGAAAGCCAAGAGCCAGACGGCUAAAGUGAGCAUCAACGCCGCCCUGGUGGAGGAGAUCAUCAGCCUGGACGAGGUGAAGGAAGACAUGGCUGCUGCGCUGACCACGCUGAAGGACGACUUCAGCCGCAACCUGAGCAUCAGAACCUCACCAGGCGCGCUUGACCACAUCACCGUCAGCACCAAGGAUGGUAAAUUCCCUCUGAACCAGCUUGGACAGAUAUCCAUGAAAUCUCCACAGCUCAUCAUCGUCAACAUGGCCAGCUACCCCGAGGCCACAGCAGCAGCCACCCGCGCACUACAGGAGAGCAGCAUGAAGCUGAACCCAGAGGUAGAGGGCACCAUCAUCAGAGUCCCCAUUCCUAAGGUGACCCGGGAGCACAGGGAGAACCUAGCCAAGCUGGCCAAGCAGUUCAGCAACAAGGCGAAGGAGUCAGUGAGGAGAGUUCGCUCCAACGCCCUGGCGCAGGUGAAGAGGAGUAAAGAGGGCGUGUCCGAGGACACCAUCCGCCUGGUCGAAAAGCAGGUUCAGCAGAUGGCCGACGCUUUCGCCGCAGACAUCGACAAACAGCUGGCCUCUAAAACCAAAGAGCUCCUGGGCUCCUGAGUGUUUAACCAAGCGCUCCGGACGACGUGAUUUAUUCUGCGUGUAAUCCCCGAGUCGAGUCAGAACCUCCCAAAAAUAUCCACACAGACCAUAACGUUUCUUUCGAGCUAAAUAUCCCAUAACCAGCGUGCUGAUGAAGCCGGACCGGUAGGAGGCGGGGCUGGGGCGUUAGUUGUUUUGUGUGUUUCCACGGCACAUAAACAUACACCGCACGACACGGCAGAGACCGAUCUGCGGCCACGCCCAUCCUCACGUCCUCAAAACAAACAGCCGGGAGGACAGAUGAAGUUUUAAUGUGCUUGGAGGUCCCACCCUGCUAAUCAGAGCGAUGCCACACGGGCCACGCUUAUGGAAGAAGUGCAGAAGUAAAGUAAACUCGUCAGGAUGGAGCUCGUUUGUUUCCUCUACGCUGUUUUUUAAGAGGUUUUCUGUUUGUGGGAAUAAAAUAUGAAGCAUUUUUUUGGGGGGGAUUGGUUCAAUCGUGUGUUGUUUUUUUGGCACAGGUGACAUUUAUCUCCCACAAUUUUCUCCCCCAAAAGAACACCAUGCAUAUCAGGAAGGGUUCGUUUUUAAGUGCAAUUAAAAAUAUAUAUAUAUAUAUAAAUAAAUAAAGCCAUCAGGGUGAGUGAAUAAGCAGGCGAGGCUGUCCACAGGCAGGUUUCCACAGAGCCCAGGUCCAUAUGUCAGUAAUUUGGGGGGGCAUUGUGUAUCUUGGCCUGGACUGGAGGCUCAUGAUCGAUGAAGGGGGUGAAAAUCCCGAGUCUCUGGCUCCGUGCACCGGCCUGAAAAUUGCUUUCAGCUGAUAGCUUCACUUCGCUUUACAUUUAUCACGCGGAUUGCGGCGUGUCUCUCUCUGUUUACGGGCCGCCAUGACGGAGGCGAUGGAAGGGUGGCAGGAGCCGGGGGCCAAAUGUUUUUCCUUCUGUGUCGCUGAAAAUAUACACGCUGAAAUUGACUCUGUAAACUUUCAGAUUGGAAAGCCCGCUCCUCGGUCGGAGUCUCGCUCUCGAUUACUCGCUCAUCUCAAACACGUCUUAAUAGAAAACCACAGGGGAAACAACAUGGCUGCCGCUGCUGGAUUUUUUGGCCGCUUGAUCUGAGAAACCGGUACGAGAGCGAAGGAGCGGUUUCAGUUCCUUUACCUCCGUCUCAGAUUGCUGUUUACACCGGAGAAGGUGUUGAUUCAUUUUCCAUAACAGCAGCUCAGAAAGUAGUUCCGGCUGUUUUUUUUGGGUUUUUUUUUUUAAAUGAAUGCGCUUCUCGCGUUUCUAUAGUAACGCAUGAUGACCUUGAUGUAUAGUGUGUAGAAUUUGUUGAUAUUAUCGUUAUUAAUGGUCGGUUUUCUGUUAGGAGACGUUUAUACGUUUAUGGAAGGAGUCUUCAGUUUCAGCCUCGUAGGGAAGGAGUUCACACUUCCGGUUUGACCUGGUCAAAAGCAUAAAUUUUCCCAGAACAGCAAGACAUGAAGUGUGUUAUUCCUCUCUCUCACACACACACACCAUCUACAUGUACACUUUAUGAGAAGUCUUAUUUGUGGAUUUGUAAAAUCCAGGCAUUUUUUUAUUUACCUUCGCACCCUUUCCGUUAACAUUAUGCGGGGUUUGUAGUGUCGGUUGCGGUGCACGAGACGGCGGGAUUGACCGUAAAGCAUGUGACUGAAGUAGAAAUGUGAACUACGCGACUCUCAGCGACGUUUUUUUUUUCUUUCUUUCCCGUCUGGUUUAUAUGCAGAUUAUUUACGCUCGAGCUGCAGCACUCAUCCCGCCGUAUAGUCUCGUGGCAGUGCGCGAGCGCCGACAUCCCGGUUUCGGUGGAGAGCACGAGCACUUGUGCAAACGGUGGGGGACUAGCGAAAAAAGAAGAAGAAGGAGAAGAAGCGGUCUAUUAUUCUCAUCCCGGGCCGCGCUGAUUACGGCUCUGUGCCGUGGAUGGGUGGCGAGGCGCGAGGAGGACGGUGGGGCUCGAGAGCGCGUUUAAUCACUUCAGCGCUGCUCUGAAUUGGCUCGCCGCGUCCUCGCCUGUCUCUCGAGUGCGCGAGGCCACCGACGGCCUCAUCAAGGAUCCAAUCAGCUUAACUGCGGAAUGCACUUCGGAAAGCGAUAUUUCUUUUUUUUUUCUUUUUUUCCUCCCUCUUUUCCGCCGCUGCCUUUAAAAAGAGGGCACGCGGCCUCACUGCAUAUGCAAAUUGCACCGAGGAAAAUUAACACGAUUUUCCCUUUCUCUCUUUCUCUCUCUCUCUCUCUCUCUCUGUGUGUGUGUGUGUGUGUGUGUGUGUGAGACUCUUCUGAUAGCGGCUCGUGUUUCAAAAGCGCACAAUUAUUCCAAGGUUGUUGGAUCGUUUUUCUCUUUUUUGAUUCCCAGUUUAUUAUUUUGUUGUUGUUGUUUUUCUAAAAAAAAAAAAAAAAGUCCCUUAACGAAUUACACACUUUAUUUUAAUCAGCGCUUCUGUUCCUCAACAAAAUGACAGCUGAAUCAUCUGCGCCUCGCUCUCCAGACGGCUGGAUGUCGGAGCCACACUGCGCCGCAUAGGAUGUAGAAAUCAUUACUUCAUCCCCUUCGUGACUCGCAUCAUGUAAGGAGCAAUUUGGAUGAAAAGGCUGUAAAAUGCUGCAUUCAGGCUACAAGCCGUGGCACCGGAGUGAAGCCGUCUAUGCUAAGCACGUGGCUUUUCUAGCUUUAGCAAAGAGAGAGAGCUUAAAUAAUUUAGUGCACCUUGAAAUCUUUAUGUCCUCAGCAUGGAUUGGGCCCCAAGGGCCCCUGAUGUAUACUGAAGAAUAUUUAUAUAUUUUUAUUUAUCCAUAUCGUGACAUUAUCGUGACGCGCUCCAGCAAAGGAGAAAAAUUGAAGGCGUUAGAAAAAAGUUAAAGAAAAGAGGACCAUUAAACAUUGCGAUCAGAUAUUAGAAAAAAAUAAACAAUAUAUAUCACAAUAUGUUUGUUAUGCCAUAAUAUUGAAAGUUAUUUAUUUUAUUUUUUUAAUUCUUAUAUCUUUAUAUUGGUAUCUUUUACCCAGAAAGGAUCCUGUGUAAUGUGACGUUAAAGUGAAUCCUGAUCCGUUUUUCUACAUUAAACUAUCUAAUUAACUAUAAAGAGGUUUUAGAGCUAGCGCUUUACGACUCUGCCCUGUAGGUGAGGAAACAGGUCAAACUUUUCAUUUUGUUGUAUUUCUGUAAAAGUACCAGAGACUCAGGUGUGUCAUCCAGGUGUGUGUGCAGUGGUGCGAUCGCUAACGACCUGGAGCGGAUCAUCGUUACGACGUCUGAGCGCUUAAGUCUGUCGUUUCGUAUCGUCUGGACGUCGUGAUUACAGACACGGGAGGAAUUAUAAGUUUAGCUUUUGCGUCCGAGACAAUUUCCUGCCCUCGUCUUGAUCCUAAGUGAGUAGACACCCAAACCACCCCCCUCCUCCUCCCCCCACACACACCCCGUCGUCUCUGAGGGCCUGCACUCGGGUCUCAUGGGAAGGCUGUAAUCAGCGUACGGGGAGAGAGAGAGUGGGGAUGAGGAGCGGCGGGUGAGCGGGCGGGGUCAGCUAUCUACCACAUGUUAUUUAUACAUUAUCAAACCACACACUGAUCCUCCUGCAGAAGAACCUCCGGUUUUCAUCCUACUCUCCUGGGGUCAGUAUUAUCUAUCCCAAUUUUUUCUCCCCAUUCUGAAAAUAAGCACAAAUACACACAAUCAUAGAAUUUUUUUUUUUGGUGAGUACUGCAACGUUGUGACGUCAUGUGGUCACGUGUCAAGAAUAAAGAAUUUAAGGAGAAUUAUUUUUCAGGCUGUGAUGCGCUGUGGUGUUUGGAGCUUGAGGAAUCGUGGUUAUUUCUGUAGAACAGGUUGUUACACAAUGUUAAGAAAUUGCUACUGUAGAUCAGGACACACCCACAUGGGGCGGGGCAUGUAGUAGGCAUCUUAGAGAGGUGGAUGAACACAAGAAGAGUCGAAAUGAGACGUAAAAUAACUUUGUCAUGGUUUUUAGUGUAUAUUUUUU